Raphanus sativus (radish) is the source of this 1494-nucleotide messenger RNA. RefSeq names its product indole glucosinolate O-methyltransferase 1-like. The transcript is spliced from 4 exons. The coding region runs from base 130 to 1266 and encodes 378 amino acids. Gene Ontology annotation, molecular function: protein dimerization activity; S-adenosylmethionine-dependent methyltransferase activity; O-methyltransferase activity. Lineage: Eukaryota; Viridiplantae; Streptophyta; Magnoliopsida; Brassicales; Brassicaceae. The record is from RefSeq and is a predicted model, not a curated record. Gene Ontology annotation, biological process: methylation.
AUCCAAUCAAAACUCGAAUUGGCUUUGGCCUUUGUUUGUUCCCCUAUAAAAUGGCAGUAAGCAUGAACGUUAAUUACAACCACAUUCUCAAACAAACUCUUCUAUCAAUCUUAUAACCACCAAAAAAUAAUGUCAAACCAUCUUCAAGAGCCCUCCUUACACACUUACCCUAAACCGGUUUUAACCAAAGAAGAGCAAAAAGUCGAUGAGAAAAUGGUGAGCUUGCAAGCGGAGUGUAUUGUCAACACCGUGGCUUUCCCUAUGGUUCUCAAAGCCGCCUUGGAGCUUGGUGUCAUCGACACAGUCGCUGCAGCAGGCGAAGGCGCGUGGCUCUCACCGUAUGAGAUAUCCCGUGGUCUCCCAACAAAACCCACCAACCCGGAGGCGCCAGUGUUGCUUGACCGGAUGCUGCGGUUACUCGUCAGCCACUCUAUUUUGAAGUGCCGUAUGGUUGAAGGUAAAGAAAACGGUAUGGAGAGGGUAUAUGCAACCGAACCGGUUUGCAAGUAUUUUUUGAAAGAUAGUGACGGUUCUGGUUCUUUUGUUUCUCUGUUUAUGUUGCUCCAGAGUGAGGUGAUUUUCAAGACUUGGACAAAUCUUAAAGAUAUGAUACUAGAAGGAAGAGGUGCAUUCAGCUCUGCCCACGGCAUGCCAAUUUUUGAAUACAUGAAGUCGGGUGGACAAUUUGCUGAAGUGUUUGAUCGUACCAUGACAGAACAUUCCACCAUGUUUUUGAAGAAGGUUCUAGAAGUUUACAAAGGAUUUGAAGAUGUUAACACUUUGGUAGAUGUUGGAGGAUCAAGUGGAACUACAUUAGGUCUAGUCACUUCCAAGUAUCCUCAUAUCAAGGGUAUUAAUUUUGACUUACCUCAGGUUUUAACCAAUGCUCCAUCUUAUCCAGGAGUGGAGCAUGUCUCUGGAGACAUGUUUAUAGAAGUUCCCAAAGGAGAUGCAAUUUUUAUGAAGUGGAUACUACAUGAUUGGACGGACGAACAUUGUUUAAAGCUUCUUAAAAAUUGUUGGAAGAGUCUACCCAAAAAUGGAAAAAUGAUCAUUGUAGAUUUGAUUACACCAGAAGAACCAAAGAGUGGUGACUUUUCCUCUAACUAUAUGUUUGGUAUGGACAUGCUGGUGCUAGCACUAUACGAUGGUGCUAAAGAAAGAUCAUUUUCACAGUUGGAGAAUUUAGCAUUUGGUUCAGGUUUUCGUCGAUGUGAAGUUGUUUGUGGUGUCCAUUCAUAUUCUGUUAUCGAAUUUCACAAAUAGAUUUGGAAUCUACGAAAACAAGUGACGGGCGAACUGAAUAAAUGAUGCGGAUAUGUGCUUACUUUAAUGAUUUUAUUGCAUGUAAUAUAUAGUUUUAUGGUGUUGGCUUGCUCAGUAUUUUAUUUUCAGUUUCUGGUGUAUGCUAAGUAUUUACGGAGUGUAACGACUCUGAUUGGUUUGAAAGUGUGUUUGUAAUAAUGAACUUGCCAAUAUUGGCUUGGACUUCUU